UCAGAAUUGAGGUCAGAUGUCGCAAGGUCGUUAAAAAAGACAACUGAUAGAAACUUGAUAAGUGUUAAGGCGUAGAAAUGAUCUAGAAAACAAAUUAAGCUGCGACAGUCGUUCGAUUUCAAUACAGUAUAAAGGUUUCAAAUAGUACUCAAAGCAGAACACAACAUACAUACAUAUUUGUCGCUGCAAUUAGACCAUUUGGAAAAAAUAGAACAAUGACGCAGGUGUUCAUAAACGGAGCCACGGACGCAGCCAAUGUGCGGGAGCAUGACAGCCUAGAUGCCUCCAUACAGGAGCUGAUUCGUGCUGCUGCAGAGGCACGCAAUUACGCCUAUUGCCCAUACAGUAAUUUUGCAGUUGGCGCUGCCAUACGAACGAGCGACGGCUCCAUUUACACUGGCUGCAAUAUCGAAAAUGGCGCCUAUGCCGCCAGCAUAUGUGCGGAAAGAACGGCGGCGGUGAAAGCCCUAAGUGAGGGCAAACGUCAGUUUGUGGCUUGCGCGGUUGUGGCACAGCAGGACAAUGGCUUUACAACGCCCUGUGGAGUCUGUCGACAGUUUCUAGCCGAGUUCGCCAGCAACGGCCGGGAUAUAGCCCUGUACGCAGCGAAGCCCACCAACCUACCGCUCCGUGUACUCUGCACCAGUGUGCUGCAGCUGCUGCCAAACGGCUUCAGCUUUUCCAGUAGCAAGUGAAGCGCAUACCUUCAACGAUUUUAUACCAUGUGCAAUAUUUUAUGUGAAUAGCGUUACCCUAGAUGUUUAUGCCCUAUGAAUUACUUUGUGUGAAUACCCGCAUUUGAAGCGAGUUGCUACUGUGAAGCAACCCUCUUCUGAUGUCGUAUGUACCAUUACAAUACACUCGCAUUCAAACACUUA
Molecule: messenger RNA, 878 nt
Organism: Drosophila mojavensis
Lineage: Eukaryota; Metazoa; Arthropoda; Insecta; Diptera; Drosophilidae
Product: cytidine deaminase
Exons: 3
Coding region: 216-695 (159 amino acids)
Cellular component (GO): cytosol
Molecular function (GO): zinc ion binding; cytidine deaminase activity
Source: RefSeq, a predicted model, not a curated record